Messenger RNA from Angiostrongylus costaricensis, 636 nucleotides. NCBI's taxonomy places the organism in Eukaryota, Metazoa, Nematoda, Chromadorea, Rhabditida, Metastrongylidae. The record is from the annotation of a GenBank genome assembly.
AUGAGACCUAUCGCUUCGUUUACGUUUGUCGUCUUAGUGGAACUCGCCUCUGGCCUUCGUUUCAAUGUGCCUGCAAACAAUAAAAAGUGCUUGAAGGAGGAGAUUCACAAGAACGUCGUGGUCACUGGAGAGUACGAGUUUAGUGGAGGAAUCGGGUAUUCAGGCAGUGUUCAUGUGACAGACACUCGUGGUCACACUUUGUACAAACGCGAAAGGUUCAGCGAUUUAAAAGGCAAAUUCGCCUUUACCACUGAUGAGUACGACAUUUUUGAGAUCUGCAUUAGCAAUCACGGUCCUGUUGGAGCAGGCCACUCACAAUCUCGCGAGGUUUUGCUUAAAAUGAAGCAUGGUGUCGAGGCAAAGAAUUAUGAUGACAUAGCUAAAGCUGAGAAGCUGAAGCCACUAGAAAUUUUAAUUAAGGUCGAGCUGCGACGAUUAGAAGAUCUGUCAGAUCAGAUUGUUAAGGAUUUCUCUUUCAUGAGGCAGCGUGAAGAAGAAAUGAGAAACACAAAUGAGUCUACAAAUAGUCGCGUAUUAUACCUAUCUAUUUUCUCCAUGCUUUGUCUGUUGGCGUUGGCUUUUUGGCAGGUCAUGUUUUUACGCAACUAUUUCAAAGCGAAGAAGCUGAUUGACUGA